Messenger RNA from Porites evermanni, 11382 nucleotides. The record is from the annotation of a GenBank genome assembly. Lineage: Eukaryota; Metazoa; Cnidaria; Anthozoa; Scleractinia; Poritidae.
AUGCGUNGACGUGAAAAAUUCAAAAUGUCGGCGGAAGAGGACACAGAGUUGAGAGAUAUGGUGGCCCAAACGCUUGAAAGCAAAGGAGUUCUUGGAAAAAUCAGGGUAAGGAAAUGUGUAGUUUUAGUAAAAGAAGAAGUGGAGGUAAAAUCGUAGCAAUCAAUAUUGGUUUAGGGUUUUAACGUCCGAUUUCAAUGACGCAACUGAAAGUGAAUUUUUGUAGAAAAUAUUUAAGCUUAGAAUCAACUGCCAGCCGGUUUUUAUAUGGUACACUACAGAGCCAUUAAAAAGAAUGAAAUCGUUCGGUCUUCAGUGAGGAAUUAUGUUCUGUUAAGUAAAGAAAAUGUUCGCGCAUAACUUUGGCCAUGUCGUACAAGACUUUGAGUGGCAAUGGCAACCAAUUGCAAUGAGGUGGUUGAUUUUAAAUAGUUUUAUUUCUAUUUGCACAGUGACUGUGGGUAUUUUGUUUUCAUUUCUAUUGAUAUUUUUUAGGCCCAGUUAAGAGCCAGUGUCUUUCUAGCACUAGAAGAACAAGAAGGAGCAGAGGUAUGGAUACUAUUCAAGUUCUGUUAUAGACACCUUCAUUUUGUAGAUAGGGACACUUGAUUUUUAUUCUCAGUUUGCAUAGUCAGUGCACUCUAAUGUCUCUUAAAGAUACAGGGGCGUGGCCAGCCCAGGCCUACAAAUUUUUAGUUUCAUCACUCUUCCACGUGUAAUAAACAUUAUGCGUUGUUGGGGUGAGCUAAAAUGCUUAUAUUAGCUGAAAGUGUUGGUGAGGUCAGUGUGUACUAAUCAUGCGUGCAAUUUUCAGGAUAUGUGGAAAUGAAAGUCAGCCAGGCCUACAACUAGUCAAAAAGCUGGCUAUGCCCCUGAGACAUACCCAUGUACACCAAAAUACCACCGUAAAGAUCACAUACUUUUGUUCAGUUGUAAAUUGUUUUAAAGUAUGUACUGGGAUGUAGCUUAGGAAAUGCUAAGCUGCCUUAUUAUCAUUAUUCUAGCAUGGCUACUUACUGAACUGCACCUUCAAAUUGUUCCUCCAUGUCUUUCUUUACCAGAGGAAUUUGAGCUGGUGUAAGCUCAUUUUCAGCAAGCGAAAUUCAACAGGAGCUGUUUCUUCGCUACAUCCCUGUACCUGUGGUGUAAAAAAUUUGAUUUCACCAAUAACAUGUACAAUUGUACAUACAAAUGUUAUGGUUUUCAUGAUUUAUUGCUUUUUUAUCAGGGUAAAAUGCCACUCAUGAAUCCCGAUCUGAAGAAGUUUUUGAAUACAAGUGAAGGUUAGAAGCCGUAUUUUUGUCCUCUUGAUUAACCUAUUUGUUAUGACUAUGAAAGUUGUAAUCCCAUCUGUAGCAGUGACAAUUUCCCAUAAUGAUAAAGUUCCUUUUUCCUUGGUGUUCCUCAUUUUGUUCUCCUUUGUUACUGUUUUUAUUAUACACUGUACACUGUAGGUCGUCUUGUUACUGGCUUGGUCAGAGAAUUUCUGGAAUAUUUUGAACUGGACUUCACCAUUGCUGUUUUUGAUCCUGAAACUAAUUUUGUAAGUCAUAAACUUUAAUACUUUAUUGUCCUCCUCCUUUGAAUUAACUUCAAAUACCUUNACACCAAAAUACCACCGUAAAGAUCACAUACUUUUGUUCAGUUGUAAAUUGUUUUAAAGUAUGUACUGGGAUGUAGCUUAGGAAAUGCUAAGCUGCCUUAUUAUCAUUAUUCUAGCAUGGCUACUUACUGAACUGCACCUUCAAAUUGUUCCUCCAUGUCUUUCUUUACCAGAGGAAUUUGAGCUGGUGUAAGCUCAUUUUCAGCAAGCGAAAUUCAACAGGAGCUGUUUCUUCGCUACAUCCCUGUACCUGUGGUGUAAAAAAUUUGAUUUCACCAAUAACAUGUACAAUUGUACAUACAAAUGUUAUGGUUUUCAUGAUUUAUUGCUUUUUUAUCAGGGUAAAAUGCCACUCAUGAAUCCCGAUCUGAAGAAGUUUUUGAAUACAAGUGAAGGUUAGAAGCCGUAUUUUUGUCCUCUUGAUUAACCUAUUUGUUAUGACUAUGAAAGUUGUAAUCCCAUCUGUAGCAGUGACAAUUUCCCAUAAUGAUAAAGUUCCUUUUUCCUUGGUGUUCCUCAUUUUGUUCUCCUUUGUUACUGUUUUUAUUAUACACUGUACACUGUAGGUCGUCUUGUUACUGGCUUGGUCAGAGAAUUUCUGGAAUAUUUUGAACUGGACUUCACCAUUGCUGUUUUUGAUCCUGAAACUAAUUUUGUAAGUCAUAAACUUUAAUACUUUAUUGUCCUCCUCCUUUGAAUUAACUUCAAAUACCUUAAAAGAGUAACAAAGACCGUGAAAAUUCAUGGACUUAAAAUAAUUAGAACCCAAUUUUAUUUUGCAUUAAUAAUGUUGAAAUGCAAGUCUAUAGUACAUUAUCAAUUCCAAAGUACAAUUUGCAUGUUGAUGCUUGAUCCCCACAAGAACUGCAUAAUAUUAUUUUUUAUCUGAAGAAUAAAUUCUUUUAGGUUUUCUUAGAGCACAAUGUCAGCUUUGAUGUACCGGUAACUACUUUUAUCUGUCAUUUCCAGAGUGACAAGUACACAGGAAGAAACAACCUUGCAAGGGAACUUAAACUACAAGAUAUUGAUGGAAAUUCCAACCAACCUUUACUGGCUGAAGUUAUAAAGAGACUCUCACCCAGUACAAGUGGCGAGGUAUUUGUUUUAUAAUCAUGACUUUGAAACAAAGGGAAAUGAAAUUGAAACUAAGAUAAAAUUGAAAACACAACAUAUUACACAUGUACAUAAUUAAUUUUUAUAUGUUGUAGUUAAUUUUUUAUCUCAGGUAAUUUUUAUUGUUCCUUUGUUUCAACUUUUAAUUGUUCAUAAGCAUACAUUACCAUACCAAAAAACAAAAGAAAAACAAAAAUUUCCUGAGAUAAAAAAUUAACUGCGACAUAUUUAUACACUACCUAUUAACCCUUUCAAAGCCAAAUAUGACCAAAGGCAAAUUUCACAAAAAUCCCAAAUUUCCUUUUGUAAAUUUUUUUAAAACAAAUAACACUACAUGAACAUACUUCCAAAGAGAUUUCAUUUGCAUAAUCGCACCAUAGGGUUUUGUCCACAGACGUAAAAGUUAGAACCACCUCACAAACUCCAUCAUCCACUGUGGCAGUGAAAGGGUUAACUAAACUUUCAGAGCAGAGAGCAGGGUAGACACAGUCUGGUAAAGUCACUUAAUUUGCCACCCCUAAAAUGUGGCAUACAUGUAGGUUUACAUCUCAAAAUAAGUGCUAUUAUUUUGAUAUACACCUGUACAGUAUGAGCUAAGUACAUCUACAAUGUUGGUUCUCUAUACGUCUUGCACAGAGAGUGUUUUUCUCUGGCUUCUCUGGUUUUAACAUUUCCUCAAAUUAAAACUAACACUACUGAUUUUUAAUUUGAUUUUGGAAACAAGAACUCCAAUUAAAUAACCCUGUUUCCUGUACACUGUAUCAGUUAGGACUAAUGAAAUAAUUAAAUCAAUCAAACCUUCUGAUUCAUUGUCUGACAGUUAGUUUUUUUUUCUCACCUUCUAUAAAGAUCUCUAAAGAGGUAGUAACAUCACCAAGAAAUAAUGCACAGGAAAGUCCAAGAAGCACUAGCCCUCCAAACAUGAAAGUAUGUAUUUGACUUUUGUCCUCAGCCAGAUUUUGGGGAUCAGUAUUACUGUUAAUGUAAUAACCCACAAGAGUAUAUAGUGGGGAUAAAAACCCUUGGUCUCUGGUUAAAAGUUCAAGCUUUGGAUUUUCCUUUGAGUUCUUUUUUUUUUUUUUUUCAAAUUUGAACCACAACAGCUACAUCUCUUGACCAGUCUCACUCACCCUGGCUGUAUCGUUAUAACUUGAAUAGGUCAAGAAUGAUAAAGUACUAAAAUUUUCAUUGAUUUGUCAGUUAAUGUGUCGGGUGGCGUUAACUAAUGGACUAACUAAACAUUACAAUGAAAACAACAACUGAACUGUUUGUUACUGCAUAUAAUUAUUUUUAUUAUUCUAAGGAGGAUUCCAUAUGUCUGUGGCUCACCGGGGCCUUGUUAUUCAAUCAUCCACUGGGUAGGUCGCUAUCCAGUAGAAAUGUUUUAGGGAAACUAAUUCAUUGGACAGAGAUUUAUCCGGUGGAUAAUAUUAUCCACGUUUUGAACAACUGGGGCCAGGCUGUUACUUAUAAAAAUGAUAAAAAGCUCUGCUGCUUAAAUGACAGAAAUAAGGAUAUAGACAACUGUUUAACUGUGACAAUAGAUGGAUCGAAACGCACCAAUUACUGAUUACGAGUCUUCAUAGCCAAUAACAUCACGGCUUAACUGACAGACGACCAAUAACAUCACGACUUAAUUGACCAAUCAAAUCAAUAACCAGAGUAUAAUACCAUCAACUGACGUGAUACAACUCACUUUGACGCUGAAGAUGACUAACGCACAGGUUGUCAAAACACCAGUCACUGUCAACAACAACAGUCCUAUUCAGGACUACGUUCACCUGGACGAUCAAACUCAACCUACUUUUGAUUAUUGUUAUUUUUGUUGUUAUUAUUAGUAGUAUUGUUAUUAUUAUAAUUAUUAUUGUUAUUCUUAUUAUAAUUUACUAUUACAGUUCUAAUUUAAGCCAUUAUAACCCUUUGCACCUGUAUACAUGUAUGUUUGCUACCCCCAAGUUAUUAAGAAAUAUUUUUUUCUAACUACACCUCAGUGGAAUCUUAUCCUGUUCACCUUUUGAGCAUAAUUCAAACUAAGUGUAAAUUUAGUGUUACUUCGCAUAACUAAAUAUAAACUACCAUAAAAGGCACUAUUAUUGCACUACCUUCAUGUUGCCUAUAAAAGUUUAAAUUUAAAAAAAUAAUAAUUAACAAUUAUUCCACAAGUGCACAUUGGAUAUGAGAUGGUAAAUAGCCAAUGAGGCGCGUAACGCCGAGUUGGCUAUAAUUAUUGUCCCAUAUCCAACAAGCGCGAGUGGAAUAAUUGUUUUAUUAAAAAUGCCCACAAAAUAUCAAGAAUUCCUCCCAACUUUAUUUUUAAAAACAACCGUUUUUCAGCUUGUUUUUAAUUUUGAGCAGACGUGUACAGUUACCAUAUUUGGAGAGUAUGGUUUAAUGUCUCAUAUACCAUGAUAGCUAAGCCAAUCAGAGUUCUAGAAUUGCAUUAUCCAAUGAUUCAGUUUUUAAUAGUAAUACUUAUAAAUACACACUGUAGUAAUAAAACUGAAAUAGACUACAUUUUACUUUUAGUAGAGAAUGAAAGUAAAGUAAUGCAAAAUGAAAACAUAAAUACACACAUACACUGUAUUUAUUUAUUGUCUUUGUGUAUGUUCCUAGACCUUGCUAUCCAGUUGAGUUUUUAUUUAUAGACAAAAGCCUAUUAAAGUAUUCUUUGUUAAAGGUUGAUGAAGACUUUUCAGAUGUUGGUGAUCUUACUUCAGACACUGCAAGUGCUGAUGAUGAUAGCAGGGUAUUAAAUAUAAUAAAUAUUAAAUCAUUAAAUUUCAUUAAAAUUUUGACUGUGUGAUAAAAAUAAAUAAUUAUAAUGUCAUUUGCUAGCAAAGAAAAAAGUCAGUUAAGAUUCACCAAGUUAAAAAUAACUCAUAAUAUAAUCUUGUGUUUUGUUUACAUUGUACGUACUUCUAAAGACUCUUUACAAAUGCUUGUGUCACAAGCUACUUAUAUGAAAGAAGGAUUUGAAAGUUAAAACAAUUUUUGAUAUGUGUCCAUAAAAUUAAUGUAAAAUUGUUAUAAAGGAUGAUGUAUAAUGAAUAGCAGUACUUACUGUAAAGAAAACUUUAGUUAAACAUACAUGCACUAGGUGGUAAAUGAUCUUCCAUGUGAGGUUAGUCUUGCACAGCUUAUUUUGAGUCAAAGGUGUGAGAUAUAUAUCCUGAGAUUUUCAGGAUAUUUCCUUGAGGAACCAAUCAUAUCUAAAGAUUUUUCAAAGAGUUCGGAAGACAUUCCGAAGAUUUCUGAGGUUCUCAGUUCCAGUGCUUCCCUUCUAAAAUUAUUGUAGAUUUUUGGGGAAAGUAUGAUGAAUCAUUCCAAGGGACUCAAUUUAUAUAUAUUUUUAGAAAUGUGUCGGUAACUAAUGGUAAUAGGACUAAGUGGAUUCCAAUUCAGUCUGUAAUCAUAUGAGUGAUUAACAAAACUGGCGACCGCAUUUAGUGGGAGUUUGAUCUGUGCAAAUCAUGAGUAUGAUUACAGACCGAAUUGGACAACACAAAGUUCCGUUACCAAUUAAUCAUAACUAUAACAAAAUUUGAACACAAGAAAUUCUGAGGGUUUUUUGCUAGCAGUGAAAAGAAGCCAUUUAAGUGAGCGCACAAUAGCGCGUACUGUCCAAUUACUUAGGCAUGAUGUGUACUGUCCUAUUACACUGUCCUAUUAGUGGUGAAAUCAGGACAGUUGAUAACCAAUCAGAUUUGAGAAUUUUGUUAUUGUUAUGAUUAAGGUGGGAAUAUCUCAAGUUUUCUGCCAGAUUUUAGGUCCACAAGCAUACAUUGUAAGCUAGUGCGAGAUAAAAAUUCUCAAUCCUUUACAGCUGCCCUCAAAAACUCCAACCACAAGUUCUAUAAUUAUGCAAAAAAGUGUCAGGACCAUGCAUAAUUUCUACUCAACCUUUAAUAUGCUGAAUGUAGUUAUCUGAUGUAUAUGACUGUUCAGUGUUUAAUAUUUUGUCUUUAACAGCCAACUAGUCCAAGACCCAGCAAGAUUCCUCAAAGAGUAAGAGAUGAAAAAUCAAACAAGUCUGACAAAAGUGAAACACUGAACUCGGGUAAAGAGCAGAAUUCACUGUCAAAUUCAAGAAAAGACAAGAAUGGAAAAAGGUACACAUUUGUUUUUAGCCCUCACAAAAUUUAUAAGUAUAUUUGCUUUGAGUGUUAUGACAUUAUUUUUAUCCUUGAAUUCAUAAUAUUUGCUUGUCUUUUUAAUAACCUGUUGUAGAAGUCCAGAUGUAACCAUCGGCAGUGAUGAUGGCGAUGACAUAUUUGGUGAUGCACUGUUAAGAACAAAGUAAGUACAGUUUCUAUAGAAGUUUUCAUCUGUUAGUGUGGAAAAUGGAGCUCGGGUGAGCCUUCAACUUUGACUUUUACCCAACAGAACUUAGAAAUAACAAUUAUGGGAAAAUACCAACAUCUCACUUCAUUUUGAGUUCAUAUUUAGAUCUUGGAUUUUUUCUCUUGCAGAGAAGAUGAUAAAAAGGAGAAAAAGGCAUUGCCAUUGCAGUCAGGUGGGGAAAAAGAACUAAUAUAUUCCAAAAAUAAACCGGGUGAUAAAAAUUUAAAAAAAUGAAAAAAAAUACAACAGAUACAACAUCAAGAUCAGUAGUUUUUAAUCACUAGACAGUAAAAACAGAGUGACAUGUGAAAAUAACAUUAAAGUAGAAAGCAACAGAAUUUCCUACAACAAAUAGUAGCAAAUUUUAUUUGUCACAUAUCUACCUCAAUAUAAGUUUCUUUUAUUAACUAACUGUUAUUUUUUUCCUUCUUAGAAUCCAAGUCUGCUGGUGGACUGUCUUCUCUUAAGGGUGCUCCAUCACUAGGCAAUAGUGGGCUGGGUUCAUUAAAAGGAGUACCGCCAUUACCUGGCAUGAACAGCAACAACAAUACUAGAGGUAUGCAUAGUAAAAACUAAACAUGUAAAUUUUCUGUCAAGUGUUUCUUUCACACUAAUAUUGAAUAGACUUUUGGAAAAGCACUCUUACAGUAUAACUACCAUCAGACACUGUAUACAGCAUAUCAUAUUUACCAAACAUGGAUAUAUAUUGCUUAACCUGAACUGGUAAUGACAUUUUUCAAUUUAGGGGAUCUUAUUAUAUAUCCCGCACUGUAUAUCAUACAAGUUUACCAAGCGUGGAUAUAUUUAACAAUUAUUGUAUUCCACCAGUGCGCGUUGGAUAUGAGAUGGUAUAGGGCUGUCGCUAAAAUAUCGAGUUGCUGGGUAUAUGCUGUUAGUAUAGUAGGAGGGGAAUUGUACAGAAAGGAAGUUCUUUUGGUUCUAUUUUCCUUUUGUUUCCUAUGAAACAAUUACAUUGAUAACAGCUGCUAUAGUAGCGUUUCAUCUAUGCUUACUGAUUUGAACUGGCCUUCACUGCAGUCAAGGCGCAGGAUAUGCGAUGUCCGCAAGUUUUGUAAGUUUUUUUAGAGGUCAAGGCAACAUCUUCCGUCCCCAUGACCUUACCUCCGUGCCUGCAUAUGGCCAUAGAAGGGCGAGUCGCGACUUAAAGUUCAGGCUACCAUCCUCUUCAGUCGACGCUUACAAACACUCUUUCUAUGUGAGAUCAAGCCCUGCAUGGAAUGUGUUAUCAGCUGAUGUUGUUAGUUUCACAUCUUACCCAGAAUUUAUCCAAAGAGUGUCCACUAUUUUAACAUAUUAACUUAAUCACAUCGUUUAUUUUCAUACCAUGUAUUUGAACCACCACUGGCCGCUCCAUUGCCAGAUUAGCAUUAACGCUAUUGGCAAUUACCUUGAUUAAAGAUAAAGAAAGUAGCCGGGGCUCGCACUCAUAGUAGCCGGGGAACAUCCCCAGGCCCCGGCUCUUAGUGAGAGCCCUGUGGUAGAUAGCUAACGAGGUGCGUAGCGCUGAGUUGGCUAUAAUCAUUCCCAUAUCCAACAACAAGCAAAGUGGAAUAAUAAUUAUUACUUUAUUAAAAACGCCCAUAAAAUAUUGAGAAUUCUUCUCGACUUUAUUUGUAAAAACAACCGAUUUUCAGCUUGUUUUUAAUUUUGAGCAGACGCGUACAGUUACGAUAUCUGGAGAACAUGGUACAUGUACAAUGUUUCAUAUACCAUGACGGCUAAGCCAAUCAGAGCUAUGGAACUGCAUUAUCCAAUGAUUCAGUUUUUAAUAAUAAUGCUUAACCUGGACUGGAUAUAGCAUUUUCCAUACUAGGAGAAUGAGAUUUGAUUUAUCCCACACUAGCUGUAUAUCAUGCUUACCAAACAUAGAUAUGUUGCUUAACCUGGAGUGGAUAUGACAUUUUCCAAACAUGAAGAAUUCCUAAAUCCUGGAGUGAAAUUCUACUUUACCAGUAAUGGAGAACUUAGAUACCUUGCCCUGGAUAACUCACUCUCCAUUAUUGGAAAUUAAGCUGAUCCUGGUCUGGAUAAUCUGAUUUCCAUAGCUUUUCCAGCCUUGGAUUGGUAUGUUUACCUGCUAACAUGUAUGGAAUUUCCUUUCAACAACUUUGGAUAGCCAUGCUUAACCAAGGCUAGAAUAACUGCAGUUUUUCCAAACUAGGCGUUUGAUAGAAAACCAACAAAUUAAAAAAAAACACCAAGCAAAAACUGAGUUGGAAUUUUGAUAUUUUUCCUGUGAGAGAUGUUGGAACAAUUACGCUUCCUUGCAUUUUUCCAUAAACAAAUAAUUGUCUGCAACAAAUUGGUUUUCGCGGACCCCCUCAUCCCUUCCCUUCCCUUUCUCACCAGGGCACCUAUAGAAGGGCAUGAAUAAAGGAAGCUAGUCAAAAGAAUUAGCCAUAACCAAAGUAAAGUAUUUAUUACAGGAAAACACCUGUACAUUCCAACAUCAUUUUUUGUGUCUAUAUUAUUUUGGUAGAAGACUUCACAAAAUCACCAAAUUGGCAGGAUUUGGCUGAAAUUGACAGCAGGAUCAGCAAACUUGGAUUUGGUAUGUGACAUCAUGCUAUUGAAUAGAAAGUUAGCAGAGUGAAAUGAUUUUCCUGUGAGGCAAUAAGCUUGUUGAUCUAGUGCUCUCACAAUCAUCUGUUUCACUGGCAUUUAUUUUCAUAUAUUCACAGUAAGGGAUAUUUUAGGUUCACCAUUGUAUCUCUAAAGGACCCCUCCCCUCCCCUUUCAAAACCUGCCACUCAAGCUACUCCCAGGCCCAAUCCCCUCCCUACUACUGUCAAAAGAUUAUGUGUGCUUAGAGAACACAGUCCAGUGUUGGAUGCCCCAGAUGAGGAUAAAAGUACUUAGAAUAAAAACUGUAACCAAAUAACAAUCUGAGUUGUUUCGCUUGCCAGAUAUUCCUGAUGAAGAAAAAAAUGGCGAAGCAGCUGAUUACAAUGAUGAUUACGAAGAUGACUUUAAUCCAACAAGGUAUAGAUAUAUAAUGGUAUUUGCACUGCAAAGUGUUUGGGGACAGGAAGUGUUAAUUUUAACUGAAUACGUGUCUUUUACUUUUUCUUUUGAAACAGUGAUAUGAGCAUUCCUGAAGACAUUGAUGAGCAGCUGUCACUUAGUAGUUUCCACAGCGGAAGUGCCAAGGUUUGUUGUUUGAAGUUUGUCACCAAGGCGUUACCAUAAUCAAUGUCAUUUGAGACAUUUAUGGCCUGUUUACAUGCCCACCUGUCCUUGUAAUCUCUCAUUUUAAUUUGAUCACGUUUACAUGAUAGGUGGGGUGACCCGCCACAUGUUACCUCACCUUUCUGGGGUCCUCUAAGUAAACAGCCAGGCCCUUAGAGUCUUGUUUACAGUAAACUGCAGAUGUCAGCUGGCAGAUUAAAGUUGCGAAUUUCCCAAAGUAGAAAAUGUGACCAUAAAUGUGACCAUAGAAAGGAUGUUCCCAAGAUAACUUUCUUCUAACAUUAAGAUUCAUUUUAGUUUGGAAGUAUGGACUUGUAAAAGAUACAAAAUAAUGUUGCAAGUGCAACGAGCGAGGGACAUAACGAAUUUAGAGUAAACUUAGGGGUUUUUUCUAAAAAUAUUAUUGUAUUAGAAAAUAAACAUCGGUAUGGACUUUACUUUCUUUUCUGCAUUUCGCCUCCAAAUUUAAGGCACAGUUCUCUGGUGAGCGACCCCACACGACCGUGUUGUUCAGAGGCCUUCAAAAAUUGUUGGGGUAGUUUUUCACCUGCUUUGACAUUGCUUAGGCUGCCAUCGCUGUGGACAGGUCUAUUAUCGAGUUAUUGGCAAAAAGGAAAAAAAAUCUCUCACUACUUAAAAAGCAUGGGCGGAUUUAGGGGUGGGCCGAGGGGGCCGCGGCCUCCCUUUUUCCUUUAAAAUUUUGUAUUACUUUUGUAGAAUUCCGUCUCAGAAAAAUAAAAAGUAUCUAGAAUAGAGCUGUUAAGUGUUCCGGCCACCCCUUUCUGAAUUUUCUGAAUCCGCCCCUAAAAAGUCAGAGUGGUUGCUCGAAAGAGUUUUCCUGCGCUUUGCAUCAGCUACGUUUUUUUCUUUGAGGUUUGAUUGGUUCAUUUUGAUUUCUGUGUCGUCGUGAUUGGCUAUAAAGUUUGCGUUGGUUAGUUGGUUUGCGUUGCUUUGCUUUUGAUUUUCAAAAUUUGAAAUCGUCCAAACGUAAUACCCAUAAAUUGUGACUUGUUUUCCUAUUUUUACUCUAGUUGGAUGACCUUCUCACCACAGAUCGAACAGUUUCCCAAGCAAGUGGCGCAGAUCUAGACUUUGCAGAGGAUGUAUUAAACUUUUGA